CAGGGAAUCGCCGUGGAAACCAUCUAACAUGGAUCUCAAUUUCUUCACCUCAGCUUGUCGUGGAUUACCCCUUAUUGCCUCGAUCCGCAUACGCGAGGUCCGCAUUCAGACUCAAAGUGGUUCCCUCCUGAAGUCAGAGUUUGAGUACUUCCUCAAUCUCAUGGAUGCGCCUGAGGACCUCAACGAAGAGGAUAAUGCGACGAGCCUAUAUGCCUUAUCGCUCGAGAAUUCGCUCACGAGUAGUAAAGAAUUACCAUGAGGUACUCGGAAUGAUUAUUGCGGUGCGGAGGGAACUCGGCGUAUAUGACAUAUCACAGCUCCUAGGAAUCACUGAGGAUGAAGUCUACUCGACACUAAAACCCAUCGGCUCAAUAGUCAAUAUUCCCUCUGGCAACACAAAGUACAUCAACUUUUACCACGGAACGGCACGGGAAUUCAUCACGGGCGAUCCCAUCGGUGAGGAAGAAGACAAAGUAUUCUUUAUUAGCGACACGGAAGGACACUUCCUUGGACCACGGCUCCUUCGAAUUGUCAAUGAUGUCAUUAAAAGGAACGAGUUUGGUGUCCCCACCAAACCUCCUUUGGGAGAUGAAAAGAAGUGGCAGCAUUCUCUGAGCCGAGCGCGACCCAAUCACAUCAAAUACGCGUUUGAACAUGUGUUCAACCACUUGGACCGAUCGCUACUCAUUUCACAAGACCCUAACGAAUUGCAGAGAGAGUUUGAGGAAUUCCUUGCACGAAACUUAUUCUCACUCUUCUCAACGGUGCACCGCACGUAUUUUUAUCGGCGCAGUGAUUGGGACCAAGGCGAUAAUCACAGGAUAACAGAACUCAUGAGAGAAGUUCACGAAUUGUUCGACGACUCGGCGUGCGUUUAUGAAAUCACGCCCUGGCAUUUCUAUAGAUCUAGCCUUCCAUUCAUUCCAUCGUCGUCACUCAUUUUCGAAUGGUAUGGCCAUCUCUCGGACCCCAUUCAUGUCUUCAGCAUCUCCGGCGACUUUGCUGGUCGCUUGAUCCCCCUAAGUGACGAUGCACUUCAGGCUCAAGAAGCCAUGAGGGCGAGGCAGAGAGAAUUACCAACCUCUCUUGAUGAGCAGGGCAGAAAGACAUUAGUGAUCAAUUAUAGGGACGAGUUUCUUGACAACGACGUUCGUAAUGGCACUGUGACUUGUGCAGCACUCUCGAGAGAUGGUCGUCACAUUGCACUCGGAUUCGGAAGUGGCGUAAUCGAGGUAGCUGACAUUGACGAUCAGUGCACGGUCUCUAGAUUCCGAGGCGAUCCUCUCAGUCUUCCCGCUUGGAUUGAAUUCGUCCAAGGUCGCACCGUUUGCAUUGCCACCGAGGACACUGAUGGAAACAUCUCGAUUCUCGGCCAUAGCACGCGUUUGGUGAGGCUCGGUCCUCUCCCCAGCGACCCAUACCCUGCUGUGACCGCAGUGUCGGACAAUGGCUCUUUCGUCUUACGAGUCCCGCGAAAUCCAGAAAAGGGCUGCGUCUCCGUUCACUCCUUCCGGUCCUUCUACUGUUCAGCCUCUUCAACCUCGUUGCAGGUCGUCCUUUCCUUUGCGCCACAUGAUUGGAUUCUCUCCUACAGGUCGAUAUGUCGGCGCUUACGAUAAAAAUGACGCUUUUGUUUGGUCAACAGACUCAUGUCAAUUGGUAUCUCGAUUUUGCGUCCACGAUCUCAACAAUUGGAUUAUCAACACCGGUGUUGUACCUCCUUGCUCAUAUGCCAC
Cantharellus anzutake is the source of this 1736-nucleotide messenger RNA. RefSeq lists its product as uncharacterized. Bases 165 to 1619 code for a protein of 484 amino acids. NCBI's taxonomy places the organism in Eukaryota, Fungi, Basidiomycota, Agaricomycetes, Cantharellales, Hydnaceae. The record is from RefSeq and is a predicted model, not a curated record. The transcript is spliced from 3 exons.